AUGCCUUCAAUCCGUACAUCCUUGGCCCUCCUGGCCGCUGCUUCAGCAGUUGCUGCUGCCCCCCUCGUUAUUUCUGCUUCAUUCAAACCCAAGCCAGGCUCCAGCGAUUACUUCAGUCACUACCGCGGAACAAUUACUCCAUAUCCAGGAUAUGAGAGAGAGCCUAUCAUGGCAACAACCGAUGGUCCACCAGGCCCCGACGAUGUGCUGUUCCAGAACCUACUUUCUGCAGAAUGGGCAAUCUUCAGCUUCUACCAGAAAGGCGUUGAGAUGUUUGAUACCGAGUCCUUCACCGAGAUCGGUUUUCCAGAGACAACCUACGAGCGAAUCCAAGAGAUCCGAAACAAUGAGGCUGGCCAUCUCGUCCUCUUCCGGGACCAUAUUUCCAGCAACUCAAUGAAGCCCGGGCCUUGCGAGUACCAAUUCGGUUUCAAGGAUGCAAAGUCUUUUAUCAAAGUUCUCACCCUCCUCGAGAUUGCAUCAAUGGCCUUCCUCACCGGCCUCGUCCAACAAGCCAAAACAAACGCAACACGGGGAGCCCUGGUUGCCAUAGCUGAAACGGAGACUCGCCACGAGACCUGGGCCCUCUUGGACCUGUGGAAAGUCAACCCUUUCGGAGGACCGAGCGACACGUCCUUCCCCUAUGCCAACCAGAUCCUCUACACCACCAACCAAUUCAUCGUCCCAGGCUCCUGUCCGAAAGAGAACCCAUCGUAUCCGUAUCCCGCACAGGAGAUACCACAGUUCACAUACAACGCCCAUACGAGCUCUCCACUGACGUCCGGCACCGAGGUGCAGUUCGUCUUCACGACGCCGCCACCGGCGUGGGAGGACGGCAGGGAAUACUAUGCAGUGUUCUUCCACGGACUUCAGAAUGUCACGAUGCCCUUCGAUACGGUAAAGAAUACCACCACGAUUCCAGACUUUGAGGUGAACAAGGGCCUCAUUGUGGGCGUGAUUGCCGAUACGCCGGGCGCACCCUACAAGGAGUCUGUUAUUGCUGGACCGGUGUUGCUGAUUGAGCAACCGACUGGAGCAAUCAAGAUGAAUAAGUAG
Messenger RNA from Amorphotheca resinae ATCC 22711, 1056 nucleotides. RefSeq lists its product as hypothetical. Bases 1 to 1056 code for a protein of 351 amino acids. Lineage: Eukaryota; Fungi; Ascomycota; Leotiomycetes; Helotiales; Amorphothecaceae. The transcript has a single exon. The record is from RefSeq and is a predicted model, not a curated record.